This is a messenger RNA of Chelonus insularis, 1739 nucleotides long. Its product is annotated as malonyl-CoA decarboxylase, mitochondrial-like. Bases 95 to 1606 code for a protein of 503 amino acids. Gene Ontology annotation, molecular function: malonyl-CoA decarboxylase activity. The record is from RefSeq and is a predicted model, not a curated record. NCBI's taxonomy places the organism in Eukaryota, Metazoa, Arthropoda, Insecta, Hymenoptera, Braconidae. The transcript is spliced from 9 exons. Gene Ontology annotation, biological process: acetyl-CoA biosynthetic process; malonyl-CoA catabolic process; fatty acid biosynthetic process. Gene Ontology annotation, cellular component: mitochondrial matrix; peroxisomal matrix.
GAUUAUUUGAAAAUUUUGCGGUAUAUUUGCGAUAUCACCAUGAGGUUAUAAUUUUUAAAAUAAGACUGUAUUGAGAAACAAAUUAGAAGAAAAAAUGUUGCUAAAAAUAUGUUAUAAAUGUGCUUGUUCAACUUUUAAUCCACUUCGGGGAUUCAUUACUCAAUGUAAAAUUUAUAAUGAUCAAAAAAUUACAUUUAUUCCAAACAUUCCAGUGAAUGGUAGAUUAUUUUCAAGUAUUUCUGUAAAUGAUGAUCUUCACAAUAUCUUUAAAUUUAAAGAUACAAAUAUAAGUAAUUGGAUUGUAGAAAAUCGAAUUAAAACUUUAUGUUCUGCUUAUAAGGCAUUAUCAGUAGAAAAUAAACAUGAAUUUCUGUGGACAUUAGCUUUAAAGUAUGGAAUUAAUCAUGAUUACAUUCGUAAUUUAUCAGAAAAAUUAUCAUCUGCAAAGCCUGAAAAUUAUCAUCAACGAUUAGCAUGGGAGAAUACGUUGAAAAAAGCACUAACACCACAUUAUCAAUGGUUAUUUAUUUUGAUGGGAAGACUUGAAUAUGGAGUUAAAUUUUUAGUUGAUUUAAGAACGGAUGUAUUGGAAUUAUUAUCAGCUACUGAUGACAUUGAAAAAUCUGUGACUAUGCAACAAUUAAAUCUUACUCUUCAUGAUCUAUUACUAUUAUGGUUUAGUGUAGGAUUUUUACAUCUGGAAAGAAUUACUUGGCAAAGUCCGUGUGAUAUAUUACAAAAGAUUGCAGAUUAUGAAGCAAUACAUCCAAUAAGAAAUUGGGUUGAUCUAAAAAAACGUGUCGGUCUUUAUCGUCGUUGUUUCAUAUUUACUCAUCCUUCAAUGCCACGAGAACCAUUAGUUGUUUUACAUACAGCUUUAUGUGAUGUUAUUCCAGAAGCAGUAAAAGGCAUUGAAGAAGCAGAAAAAAGAAUUUUACAGAAAAAUCCAUUAUCAUCAUUACAAGAAGAUGUAUCUGAAAUAAAAGCUGCAGUAUUUUAUUCAAUAGCUGCUACGCAACAAGGAUUAAAAGGAAUUGAACUUGGGAAUUAUUUAAUUAAAGAAGUUGUAAAAGAAGUCUCAAGAGAAUUUCCAAAGAUAGAUCAACUCUCUAGCUUAUCUCCAAUUCCAAAAUUUAGACUGUGGCUUUUAGAAGGAAUAAAACAAGAUGCAAAGAAAAUUUUCACAGACGCUGAAAUAAUUAUUUUAAAAAAUUUGUUAAACACGGAUGAUCUUUUUUAUUCCUUGAGAAAAUUAUUCAACACUUGCUUGUGGAUGAAUGAUGAAAAAAUAACAAUGUCAUUAAAAGAGCCAUUGCUACGAUCAUGUGCUUGGUAUUUGUAUCGAGAAAAAAGAAGAAAUUAUGCAAUGAAUUCUGUUGCCAAUUUCCAUCUUCGUAAUGGAGCAGUUAUGUGGCGUAUUAAUUGGUUAGCUGAUCCUUCGCCUAGAGGUGCUGAUCAUAGCUGUGGAAUAAUGGUAAACUACAGAUAUUACAUACAUGAGACAGAAGAAAAUAGUCGAAAUUAUAUUGAAAAUCACAUUAUUAAAGCCUCUGAUAGUGUAUUGAAUUUAGUAAAACAGGUGGAAGAAUUAAGUAAUAUUAGAUAGAAAUUCUUAUAGCAUAGUUAUUUGCAUAAAUAAAUUAUUUUUAUAUAAAUUACAAUAAAAUUGAAAAAUUCAAUAAAGAAAUAGCUCUAUCUUAUAGUAAUUAAAUUGUUAUAAACAUUGUUUAAUUUCUCAA